Messenger RNA from Nilaparvata lugens (brown planthopper), 3137 nucleotides. RefSeq names its product BTB/POZ domain-containing protein 6-B-like. The transcript has a single exon. Gene Ontology annotation, molecular function: protein binding. Bases 191 to 1378 code for a protein of 395 amino acids. The record is from RefSeq and is a predicted model, not a curated record. Lineage: Eukaryota; Metazoa; Arthropoda; Insecta; Hemiptera; Delphacidae. Gene Ontology annotation, cellular component: P-body; cytosol. Gene Ontology annotation, biological process: neurogenesis.
GCUUCAACACUUCUCAUUGAUACGUACCGUAACUUUGUUAGAAUAUAGUUUGAUUUUUCUUCGUGUUGUAUUCGAAUAGUUAAAUAAGCUUAUAUAGUGUAGAAUCACGAAAAGGCUAGGCUAUACUGGUGGGUUAAUAACUUUAUAAGCUUUAAACAAGACCCGUAACAAUUCUAAUUGCGAAGCAGUCAUGAGUUUCACUCCACCAUCUUUGAAAAGCAAGUUUGAACUGUGCCUCAAUAACGACGAUUUAAGUGAUUGUGAAUUUCUGGUUGGCGAAAAAAAGUGCAAAAUCAAAGGACAUAAACUGUUGUUUGGCAUCUCUAGUCCUGUUUUUCGAGAUAUGUUGUACGAUGGACUUCAGAGCAAAAAUGGUGUAACUUACGAGGUCAUCGACGUUGAACCCGAAGAAUUUCAAGGUAUGAAACAAUUUAUCUAUACAGAUAAUGUGGUUUUCACAUCAGGUCUACAUGCGUGCUCAGUAUAUUUAGCCUCUUGGAAGUAUGUGAUUCCUGAUCUUAUGCCGAAAUGUGUUCAAUACAUCAAAGACAAUUUGUCUGUUACUGAAGUAAUCGACGUGUUUGAGUUUUCACGCCUCAAUAACAUUCCAGACAUUGAAAAAAUAUGUUUGGCAAUCUUUCAAGAAAAAACCAGAGAGGUAAUGCAGAGCGAAAAGUUUCUAACCACUGAUAUUCAUACACUGGAAGCAAUUUUGAAGUUGGACUCGUUAAAAUUAGAAUCUGAAUUAGAGGUUUUCCAAUAUGUAGAAAAAUGGGCUCUAGCAGAGUCUUGUCGCAGAAACAUUGAUUUGCAGCAACAGGGAGAAUAUUUCAAUUGCAUCAAAAGACAUCUGCGAAUUUUGACAAUUGAUAAGGAGCAAUAUGAAAACGGUCUGUCCAAGUCUCAUUUGCUUACUGCUGAGGAAAAAAUUCCGAUUCUACACAAUCUAUUGGGCUUUGAAGAGAAGCUGCCACAUACGUUUUCUGAUGUGACUGUGCCUCGAAUUUUUACAGUGGGGGAAUCAGAGGAGGAACAAGAAGAAGGAGAUAUCAAGGAAUUGAGUUUUACACGGACAGAAAGUGACAAUGAAUUUAAUUGUGAGGGGUCAGAAUACGUAUUGGUACGUUUCAGAGCCGAAAACAUCACAAUUAUACCAUUAGAAUUUUCACAUGAGAUUAUAGAAAGUCUAAUAGAAAACUGCGAAUUUAAGUUAUAUUCUUUGGAAAAAUUAAAAGAUUCCGAAGAGAAAAUUUUUGAUACUGUUUUGAGCAUUGAAAAUAGUUAUUACUUUGUAGUUUUUUACCUCAAAUUCAAAUUGAAUAGAAGUACUGGUUUUUCUGAAUUACAAAUUUCCUUGUUGCUAAAAGAGGACAUAUAGAAGAUACGAAAUAUUAUAGGUAUUAGGUAACUCAAGACUGGGUCCCCUAUGGUACGGUAGUUUGUUACAUAUAUGCUUCCCUUAUAAGAUGAAAUUCUGAAAUACAUGUUACUUCUAUAUUUUAUUAAAGUUGAGUCUAUCUACUACAUAGGUGAAUUGUUAUUUAUAGUGAUGAAGUAAAAAAUAUAUUAUAAUUAAAAAUAUAUAAAUAAUUAUAGUAAAAUUAUUUCUAUAAUGAUGUUCACGUUAUAAUGGCAGCAUUUGACAAACAUCGGUGUUGCUAUCCUUGUCUAUCAAUCGAUAAAGCAGAUAGCACCAUAUCCCUAUCUAGUUUCAACGUUACCAUAUCUUUUUUCAACAAUGUAAAGAUAUAAUCAAUAAACAAAAUAUUUAACAUUAUAAAAAUGUAUUAUUAAAUCAUUGAAUAAUAGGCUAUAUUAUCUUGACGAAUAAAAUAUGAUUUUUUAUUUUCAACAAGAAUAAAAAGUUAAUAUUACAUCAGAUAUAACGAUAUCAGCUAUCCUCUAGAGAAAGAAGUGGCAAGGCAGAGAGAAUCGGCAACGUUGUUGUUAAAUCUUUUCCACUGACACUGAAAGAUAUAUGAUAUAGUUGAUACAGCAUACAGGUCCGUAUAUCUGUAUAGAAAUAUCAACAUUUGUUUAUUCUUGAUAAAAAUGAUAAAUUAUAUUUUAUACUUGUCAAGAAAAUAUAUCUUUUGAUGAUUUAAUAAUAAUUUUUCAUAAUUAUUAAUAUUAAAUACUAGCUAGUCCGGCAAACUUCGUACCGCCGAAAAGCCAAUGUAUCUCAUGUCACUUUUGACUUUAUUUGGUGGAUCAUUAAAUUUAUCUGACAGUCAAUAUUUUCAUUUACAUCUCAAUGCGACUUCCUAUGUGUUAUUUAGUCAUGCAGCAUUUAUUAUUCCGAAAACAUAUUCUUCUCAAUCAAUUGGUAGUGAUAUCUAUCAAUAAAGUAGUUUAAUUAAAAAAAUAGAUAGGUUAAAUCAGUGUUUCAAAGAUGAAUUUAAUACCAGUACACAGUUUAUCUGUUUAUUACAGCUGUUAACUUUAUUAGAAUCAUCAUAUUAUCACAACAUGAUCUUCAAUCAUGAUCAUCUUUCGUUCUUCGGUAGCCGCUCGGCCGACAAUUUCAAUAACAUAGUUCUGUAAAAUGGAUUAAUAAAUUAUUAUUAUCAGCCCCCCUAAUAAAAUUUCUGGUCAGAAACCAUUCCCAAUAGUCACACAACAUAUUCCCGAAGUUUCAUGCCGUUCUGUCAAGUAGUUUUUAAAAGUCUAUAGGGAACAAACAUACUAACACACAAACAGACAUUCAUUUCUAUAUAGUAUAUAGAUUUCGUUGAUUAUAUUUCUACAUUGUUGAAAAACGAUUUGGCAACGUUGCGGAGGUACAGAAGGAUCUGCUUUAUUUGUCGAAUGAAGUCAAGGAUAGCAACACGAAUGUUAAUAAUCAAAUCAUGCCUCAACACCUCACUAUUGACUGUAGGACACUGUAAAGUUAAUGUUACCUUAAGGCCCAAUUCACACUGAAGUGGUGGAGAACUGACGUGGCCCGGGCGUGGCGGUGGCAUGGCGCUGACUUUUAUAACUUCCUUAUAAGCAUAAUAUGGAUCAAUGCAAACUGAAGUGUCUUGAAUUUGUCAUUAAUUUUAAUUUUUUCCUAUUGAAAACAUUUUUUAUUUAACAUGCUCAACAAAUAUGAUAUGACUAUUUCAAUAAUAAAAUCGUAUUCAAAUUAAAAAUCA